This is a messenger RNA of Hyposmocoma kahamanoa, 924 nucleotides long. RefSeq lists its product as uncharacterized. The record is from RefSeq and is a predicted model, not a curated record. Bases 46 to 924 code for a protein of 292 amino acids. Lineage: Eukaryota; Metazoa; Arthropoda; Insecta; Lepidoptera; Cosmopterigidae. The transcript is spliced from 6 exons.
UAACAUGGGUGAAAGAUUUUUUUAAGACCCAAUGUGAUUAGGAAGAUGCGAAAGCUGUUUUGGUUUUUAUUAAUUUUGGUGUUAUCUGAUGAUGGAACUGCAAGAAAAUCGCGUAGGAAUAAGAAGCAUUACACAUCGCCUGAACCUACGGUGGCAUAUAUUGACGAGCCCGAUAUUGUUUCUUUUAAAACAUCUGUAGUCACAGAUUAUCGAAACAUAAAUUGCGAAGAAUUUGCAUUGUAUGCAUUGAAUUGUACAAUUACAGCUGCAAUGACGUAUAAUUCAACGAAGAAAUCACCACCGGAACCUUAUAGGCUCCCUUAUUGGUGCGCGGCUAUUAAACAUUUGACAACGUGUGCGAGGGAAUGGAAUUUAGACUGCAAAGAUGUAACAAAUAGUCGUUUCAACGAAGAAAGUAUUAGUGGACACAACUUUGUCAUUAGUAGAAUAUGUGAGGAUUCAAACUUUCUUGCUAAAUACGACGAGUUACCGUAUUGUAUUGACAGUGUGUCUGAGCGAUGGGAGAAAUGUUAUUUAGAUUUCGGUACGACGGCGGACAAUCUUAAGAAAAAUUCUACAAAGGAAUGGUCACAUUUUGAGUCACAUUUUUAUUUAUGUUGUGCAAAAGCAAAGUUCCGUCGCUGUACAUUCGACGCCUUAUUCAGUGGUGCGACAAAUUGCACCAAGGAUCAGGCUUUCACGUUGCAGCGGUUUUCGGUUAUCAUUUCUGAAGGAGAUGUCUUUCAGGAUUGCGACUUCAAUAUGGUAUACCACUCUUGUCCAGGCGGCGAUCCUCGUCCGUUAAGCCUCAGAGCUGGUGUUGUCACUUUAUCUAAUUUUAGUAAAGUCGCAAGUAAUGACGCAGUGUUUUUGACUUCCUCUUUACCCUGCCUUUUUUACUUUGUGUAUUUACCACUUUUGUAA